UAAACCUUGUAAACCUUGUAAACCUCUCACCCCGAAUUUCACUAAUUGGAGGCCGAACUUCGCCUUUGCUUUUACGCCUUCCUCCCAUCCCGUCGAAAAAGGCGAAAAGCUAGGUUGGCUACCUAGUACCUAUAUACUACGCACGACACAACACAACCCGACGAGACGAGACGAUGCGGCGGACACUCCGACUCUUCGCGGCCGUCAAGCCCACCACCACCACCGCCCGAUACCUCGAGCCCGGCGCGCCGACGGGCCUCACGGGCUUGCUAACGCACGGCUCGCCGCGCUCGACCCUCCUGUACCUGUACACGCGCACGCUCGAGAAGCUGCAGGACUUCCCCGAGUCCUCGCUGUACCGGCAGUCCGUCGAGGCGCUGACCAAGCACCGGCUGUCCGUGGUCGAAGCGGCGCAGCCGCCCGGAUACGAGGAGUGGGCGGCGCGCGCGCGCCAGAUCGCCGAGCAGAACCCGGCGCGCUUCCGGGUGUCGACCGUCGGGUCGGGUUCGCCCGCCGAGGGCUCGCUCGCGCUGCAGGUGGCGUCGGGCGGGAAGCUGUUCGUGCACCGGUCGGCGCCGCCGCCGCAGGACGAGCGGUACCUCGAGUGGGACGGGGAGCGGGACGAGGGCCCCGGCAGCGAGGGGCUAAGGGGCGAGGAGGAGAGGCGCGCGCACGAGGCCCUGUUCAAUAAGGAGCCGACCGACGGGCCCGAUACUAAGGUCCAGUGGGAGCCGGAGCCGCAGUUGACUGCUGAUCAGAUCGAGGAGAUCGAGAGCAAGAUCGGAGGAGGCCUGAUUGAAGAGGUGGUGCGAGUUGCCGAGAACGAGCUGAGAUUGGUGGAUAUCAUGAAAGAACACAAGGUAUGGGAGGAGCUAGAAGAGAAGCCCGCCGAGGGCCAAUGGACUUACUUCGAACGGAAUGCGCAAUAAAUGAGUCUGCUUCUCCGAAUUUUUGCCCUACACUUGAGGGAGGGGGUUUUCCGUGGAUCUGCUUCUGGAGGAAUCGUGAAGCAGGUGUACAGUAGAUAAAAAGCAUACACAUACAAGAAGGUGGUCUGCGCUUAGGACGUCUCUAAUGCUACUGUCGCAUGAAUUCGUUGUCAACUAUUGCCAUUAUUACUUAAUGUUUUGUGGGAUCGUAAAAGUUGUGAUUGCGAAAGGGUCUGCCGUGCCGUGUCUACUACCCUUAGUUGAGUAUUCUCUCGUUAGAUCUGGAUACCUGAUAAAUGGAAAGCCCCUGUUCUCUAUAAUACAUUGUCGUCAAUACACCAUACUAGUCAGUAAAGCAUAAUGCUAUUAAGGAGUCGGUAUUCCUUUGCCUGCUAUAUCAAUGGUGGUUACGGGAUGCUUUUGGUAUAGCGAGGUUUAGAUAAUUGAAUUUCCUAUGAUGGAUACUCUUUAGGCAACGUAGGUUAGAUUUCAUUGCUCUGCUACUCAUCGACUCGAAAUAACUCUGCGGUUAAAAUGUUAUGCUACUACAUCCUUCACCUGAGCAUUCCUGAGACCUGAUAGUUUGUUUGUCUACGCACGGUGUACGGAU
Molecule: messenger RNA, 1539 nt
Organism: Daldinia caldariorum
Lineage: Eukaryota; Fungi; Ascomycota; Sordariomycetes; Xylariales; Hypoxylaceae
Product: ETC complex I subunit conserved region-domain-containing protein
Exons: 3
Coding region: 174-929 (251 amino acids)
Biological process (GO): respiratory electron transport chain
Source: RefSeq, a predicted model, not a curated record